Molecule: messenger RNA, 369 nt
Organism: Linum trigynum
Lineage: Eukaryota; Viridiplantae; Streptophyta; Magnoliopsida; Malpighiales; Linaceae
Source: the annotation of a GenBank genome assembly
AUGAAGUUGUUUGAUGUCACGAAUGAGCUGGUUAAAUCUUUCCGUCGGAUUCAAACUCAGCUUCGUGAUCCAGCAGCAAACAAUUUGCGUCUUCGAAUUGUUGGUGCUCGUGAUAAUUCUUCCAGGCAAUAUGAUCUUCCCACUGGAUCUGAACUUGCUGGUUUAAUACCAGAAUCAUUUCGUGACUUAUGUGGAACACGAAGUGAAUUAAAGCCUCAAAUUGUUGCUCGAGUCUUCAAGAUGAAGUUGAAUGCUCUUGAAGAUGAAAUAUCUAGGUCGAAUUUCUUUGGGAAAACAGUUGCAGAGACUUUCAAACUGCAUGUCAACGUCUUGGACUUUUAUCUAAUGAUGAUGAAUGGUUACUUGUGA